Molecule: messenger RNA, 1386 nt
Organism: Amoebophrya sp. A120
Lineage: Eukaryota; Dinophyceae; Syndiniales; Amoebophryaceae
Source: the annotation of a GenBank genome assembly
AGGUAGUCGCUCUUCAUCUUCGUCUUCUCGCUAUUGACCAUCGCCCGAAACUCCCAAGGAUUGAGUUGGCAUAAGCCGCUCGCCAUAGAGUAGAGCUGAAGUGAAAGUAAGUCGAGCUCUCUAGUCAACACUCCAUCGCAUGGUAGCUAGUUUAAUGCUUCUUCGAAGAGAACAAUAAUAUCAUCAAGAGCUGACUAUACAAAACUGCUACUUGUUGUAAUUGUAGGGUCGACCAGGCACAUCCACGGCACCAUGACAGCGUCUGAUCCGGGUAUCUCCGCUUUCACACUGUACUACAUGGACCACCCGUUUUGGCGGGCCGAGUGUAUUCGCCUCGCCGUGCACAUCUAUCUAGCGAAAGGCAAGCAGCUUCCCUUUGAGUACAAGGACGCGCGCGUGAAUGGCCGGGCCCUCCGGGAAAGCGGCAAGCCCGUCUUCGGCCAGAUGCCGGUUGCCGGAGUGGUGUUUGCAGCAGACGACUCCAAGCAGGAACACAUCCUAGCUGAGGUGCAGGCGAUUUGUAGCUUUGUUGGAAAGCAAAUAGGGUUUUAUCCCACGGCAAAUCCAUGGGAGAUGGCAAAAAUGGACGAAGCUUUCGGAGGCCUCACUAGCGCAACAGAUCUAAUCUCGUCCACGAUGGGAAUUCAGCCACCGGAACGAAAAAUCCAAGUGCGGCAGAGCAUUUGUGAUCUCGAGGAGGGCCGGCUUACACAGUUCGUCGGCGGCCUGGAAACCCUUCUGCAGAAAGCGAAUGGUAAGCACCGGAACUGAAACAGAAAGCCUCCUUCAUGAAAAUGCUGGUACAUCAACAUCACGCAUCUGUCGAUCGCUUGAUUUUCAACAUACAGAGAGAAGGAGCUUUGUGCGUUGUCUCUAGUCAACAUAAAAUUUCUUACCCCACCAGGUACUGCUACCAAUCAAGUCGUCUUUGUGCCAUCAUUCGGGCUUUCGAUAGUGGACCUUGCAGCAUGGCGAUUUGUUGGUUGGGUGAGUAGUGGAAUUCUCGAUGGUAUCCCAACGAAAUGGGUGCAGGAGUCUUUCCCGUUGCUGUGGCAAGUUCACCGACAAGUUGACAGCAUGCCGGAAACGCAAAGCUGGAAAGGCAAGCAUUCAAAGUUUUACUCAAACUCCUAAACGAACAAAAGCAACAGAUCGUCGGCUGUAUAGGUGAAGGUGCGCACUUCUUGUUGGCCACUUUUUUAUAAAUCCGAACUCACGAAUUCGAAUCAGAAUAAGAAUGUGAAUGACAUCUUGACGCUCGUUCGCACCCUCGUAGCGGGGGACCACGAGACGUAAAAAUUAGGGCUGAAGGCGGGAUCUUCAAAAUGGAUAGAAAUCAAUAGAACUGUUGAAUAGCGAAGAUCGAAAAUGGAAGAAAUCUUGGUG